Molecule: messenger RNA, 2022 nt
Organism: Penicillium diatomitis
Lineage: Eukaryota; Fungi; Ascomycota; Eurotiomycetes; Eurotiales; Aspergillaceae
Exons: 2
Coding region: 1-2022 (673 amino acids)
Source: RefSeq, a predicted model, not a curated record
AUGGAUUUCCUGAACAAGGAGGAUGAUAGCUUUGGUGUCGUGGGGCGCCUUGUCAUGCCCUUCUGGACCGUCAUCAUGAUCAUCUACACGAUGAUUCAAGCCUCUUGCGGCGAUGAAACCGUCAACAAGACACUGCCAGGUGUCAAGUCUUCCGCUUCUGCGGUUCCCGGAGCCUUCCCUGCUUCGCCUGUUGCCUCUGCUGCUGCUUCGCCUGCAGCUUCGCCUAAGGUCUCGCCUGCAGCUUCGCCUGCCACCUCUGCUGCCGCUGUCUCGCCCGCCGCCGCCGCCGUUAUCUCCUCCGUUGCUUCUGCUGCCGCUGUCUCCCCUGCUCCCGCUGUCUCUCCUGCUGCCGCUGCCUCCGCUGUCGCCUCUGCCCCUGCCAACCCUCGCCUGCUCUCUGUCGAGCAACGUGAGGCCGCAGUCCGCGAUGCUGAGCGCGCCCUUCGAGAACGCGAGGAGACCCUGGCCUUCCUGGAGAAAGGGUUUGACGACAAGGAGGCCCAGCUGCACGACAAGCUCGCUCGUGUGAACAAGCUGGACGAUGAAUGGAAGCUUCUGGAAAAGGAGCGCCAACUCAUCGACGAGCGCAGCCGCGAUCUCUUCCGUCCCACUCUCAAGAAGAGCACGGAUCCACUCCACCGACAGAUCAAGGAGUGGAAGCAGAGACAUGCCGACGCUGUCCGCCAAUUCGAGCAGGCCAGCCAGCAGGCCGCCGAGCAGGCUGCGGCCUAUCAAGCACUGGUCACCAAUUUCGACCAAGCUGUUGCCGCCGCCACCAAUGAAGAGUGGACUCGCCGCGGGACCGAGCUGGAGCGCCUGGCCAAUGAUGCGAUUCUGGCUGCCCAGCGCGAUGCUUCCGCGGACAAGCAGCGGGCUUCCGAGGCCGAAAUGCGAGCUGGUCUGGUCACGAGCCAAAACAGCAAGCUCGAAGGCCAACUCGCCAUGGCCAACACGACCAUCGUCGGACUUCGUGAUCAGCUCGCGCGCGCAACCGAGCGGUACGAGGAGGCCGAGCAAAAGCUUGAGCGCGUCCGCAAGGAUGAGGAGGUUGCUAUCAACCGCCUCCAGUGGGGUUCCUCCGUCGACAUGGAUCAGGACACCCCGAUCCGUGGCAGCACCGACGACCCUGCUGUGUCGCUCACGGCCGCCUUGCGCGAGAUCGACCGCCUGAACGGUCUGUAUCGUGCGGACGUAGGCCAGCUCCGGGGCAAGAUCAUGAGCCAGAACGGCGAGAUCGGUCGCUUGACCAAGCAAGUCCGAGCGCUGGAGGCCAUGCCUGAGGUCAACGCCCUGACCGUCACUCUUUCUCGCGUGGCUCUUACUCCCGCGGCCCCUGCGACGACUUUCGAGAGCAAGCUCGUCCAGACCGAGGAAACCGGGACGGCCAUCGAGGCGAAGCUUGCCGAACAGCAGGCCGAGCACCAGAAAGAGUUGAUGGCGCUCGACUACCGCAGUCGAGAGUUGAUCGACGGGACUCGUGCCAGUCUUGAGGCCCAGGUCCUGCAGCUCGAAGAGGCCAACGCUCAGGCCCAGGCUCUCUUGGUCGCCCGCUCCGCUCAGUCUGAAGCAGAAGUUCAGACUGAGCCUGUCAUGGUCCUCUCGGCAGAGGAGGCCGCUUACGGCGCUUCGUUGGAGGAGCAAGUCUCGUCUCUGCGGGAGCAGAUCCAGCUGCAGACAGAGCAGUUGGAGCAAGUCGCCGGUCAAGUCAACGAGCACCAGGCCCUGCACCAGAAGAGUCUCGCGACAUUGACCCAUGUAAUUGGGCUCGAACUCAGUGCAGCGACCCUCCGCGACCUGGUCGACGAGGCGUUGAAGGCGUUGGAGGACAUCGAUCAGGCAUACAACGACCCUGCGAUGAGCCUCCGACUCGUCAACCUGCUUGGCCCUGAAGGGUACCUCAAGAACUCUUUGGAGGACCUUCAAAUCUCGGCUGACAUGCUCCUUGGUGGGUUGCAAAAGACCGACGAGGGAAUCGUCAUCGUGGAGCAAGCGAAGUCACUUCGCCAAUUGUUGCCUUCGUGA